Molecule: messenger RNA, 2033 nt
Organism: Vitis riparia (riverbank grape)
Lineage: Eukaryota; Viridiplantae; Streptophyta; Magnoliopsida; Vitales; Vitaceae
Exons: 6
Coding region: 383-1729 (448 amino acids)
Source: RefSeq, a predicted model, not a curated record
CGAGAAAAAAUCUAGUGCUCCUCCACACACCAUAUCAAUUCUCUCUCUAGCACUUCCCGCCCUGCGCUCCGUCUGAUCGCCGGCCAUUCUCCGCUGUUACAGCGUCGCCAGAAGUUUCAUCGGAUUUCGACUAAUAUCAGCUGCUCCUUAGGUCUUCCGGCCAAAGGGUGUGACUAUUUGCGGAACAAUUGCAGACAAUGUUCAUUUUCGCACUCAUUUGCGUGGAUAUAGCUAGGAGCGUGCAUCAAUGGCUUUAUCCGUGCACGGAGGGGACUUAAUUUAUUUCGAAUUUGGAAACUAUCAUUUUCACACCUGGUAGACCAAAGGGAAAAGUGGAAUCACUAAACAUUUUCUCUGCCGGAAGUAUAAGGGGCAAACCAAAAUGAACAAGGGUUUUUGGAUGCCAAAGGGUGCUGGACACUUAUCUGAUGGGGAUACAACAUUUGACAACCCUUCCAGGAUUGAACCAAAGCGGUCUCAUCAAUGGUUUGCAGAUGUUGCUGAACCAGGCUUGUUUCCCAACAAAAAGCAAGCAGUACAUUCCACAAGCAGCAAAUCAACUUCCGGAAUUUUGAAUGCACAUGGUUCUCCAUGGGAGAACACUUCUGGUUUUCAUUCAGUUCCAAACCAAUUCAUUGACCGGUUAUUUGGACCUGAGACAGCUAGGCCUGUCAAUUUCACGGAAAGGAAUAUCUCUCCUGUUGGAACAGAUGGCUCAAGAAGCAGGGACAUUGAUGAGCAAUUUGGAAAUGAUUCAUCUGUUGGUUUGUCUAUAUCUAAUGCUAUUGAAGACCCUGAAACAUGUCUCAGCUAUGGUGGAAUUAGAAAAGUUAAAGUCAAUCAGGUUAGGGAAUCUGAUAGUAGUGAGAAUGCAUCAAAGGGACAUAGCUAUGAUAGGGAAAUUGACAGUAAUAUACCCACAGGUCAGGACUAUGACAGGGGGAGUGAUACCAGUUUUAUGUCAAUAGGGGCAGCCUACUAUAAGGAGGAUGAGAAUGACAAGUUAAUGGGUCACACCUACAACACUGGAGACCAUAAUAUACCAAUGGGUCACCCUUAUAAUAAGGGGGAUGCCAAUACCAUAUCUUUUGGUAGCUAUCAUGAUGAACCUGAUAAUAUCCCCUUUGCCAGGCCCAUAAGCAGCUAUGGCUUGUAUCAGUCUUCAGUUCAAAUAUCAGACACAGAGAGUGAAAGAGAGUUGGAUGCAUCAAAUGCUAAUGGAACUUUAAGUUCUGCUCAGUUAGCUAAAUUAAGACCUGAGUCUGCUUCCAAAAAUAAAUCAGAAUUUAAGAUGUCUAAGAAAGAAGCUCCAAACAGCUUCCCAUCAAACGUCAGAACCUUGAUAUCAACUGGUAUGCUUGAUGGGGUGCCUGUGAAGUAUGUCUCCUUGUCACGAGAGGAGCUUCGUGGAAUCAUAAAAGGCUCUGGCUAUCUUUGUGGGUGUCAGUCAUGUAAUUUUAACAAGGUACUCAAUGCUUAUGAAUUUGAGCGUCAUGCUGGUUGCAAAACAAAACACCCAAAUAAUCACAUAUACUUUGAGAAUGGGAAGACUAUUUAUCAGAUUGUCCAAGAAUUAAGGAGCACCCCUGAGAGCUUGUUAUUCGAUGCCAUUCAAACAGUGACUGGAUCUCCGAUUAAUCAGAAGUCCUUCCGCAUUUGGAAAGAAUCAUUUCAAGCAGCUACACGGGAGCUUAAGCGUAUCUAUGGAAAGGAGGAACUGAAUCUAUGAAAGGAGUAUUGUUAAUGAGCCUGGAUGAGAAUGUAAGAUAGGGUAGCUAGCCUCUUUCAUGUGCAUAGAAGCAAAUACUCCUUUUUUAUUAAUAAGUUGUGUUUACUGUGAAGUGCCAUUUGACAUGGCCAAAGCGAUGCAUUCUGUUAUUUUGAGGCAUGAUUAGUUUUGCUGAUAUUGUUUUGGAAGGUAUCUUGGUAAAGAUGUGUGGUUAAUGCUACCUGAAAGAACAGAAUGCGCCCAGGGUUUAAGCUGUUCAAUGCAUGACUGGCAGGGAUGUUUUAUUUAAGGUUUAUUUCGGAUA